UCUGUCCUCAAACACAGCUGGUGACGGUUGCAAUAUCACGAUGACGACGGCCAAGUGCGUUCUAUUGUUCGCACUGAUGACGGGGGCGGCGUACGCCGACUAUUGGGGCGAUCGUGAAAAAUUCAUCCGCAGCGAAAGAAGCAGGGCGAUCGGGGCUGAUAUCGUGCUCACCCACAAGGAAAGGGCAGUGAACGAUAUACUGAUGAAUUAUAAACUUAGGGAGCUUGAUGAGGGACUACUUAACCCCGGACAGUUUUUGGCCGCUCAGCAUUUCUUUCAUUCCAAGCCAGCCAUCGAGAAGUCCAAAGUCUUCAAACUGAUCCAGAAGCUGCCCAAAGGAGCCUCCCUGCACUCCCACGACACGGGCAUCGCCUCAGAAGACUACGUCUACUCCCUAACGUUCAGAGAGAACCUAUACGCCUGCAAAUCCGGUGGCCUGCUGCAGUUCAAGUUCUUCAAAAACUCGCACAGCGUAGACAACACGUGCGAGUGGAAGAGCGUGAAGGAAUGGAGACAGACCAGCCCAGGUUUCGACACCUACUUGAAGUCGCAGCUCACUUUGACCGUCGAAAAUCCGGCCGAAAGAUAUCCCGACUUGGACGCGGUGUGGAAGGAGUUCCUGAACAGGUUCUCCGUGGUGCACGGGUUGGUCACCUACAAGCCCAUAUUCGUCGAGUACUUUUAUCAAGUUUUGAAGGAGCUGCACGACGACAACGUGCAGUAUUUGGAGAUGCGGGGCUUGCUCCCCGAAGUUUACGACUUGGAGGGCAAAAUUUACGGCCCCGAAGAGGUUACCGGUUUAUACGUGGAGGCUUUGAACAAGUUCAAGGCUGAUUAUCCGAAGUUCCACGGAGCUAGGCUGAUUUACGCUCCGACUAGGUUCGCCAACAACAGCACCAUGGAUGUUUACUUGAAUGUUUUGAAGGGUAUUCAAGGGAAGUACCAGGAUUUCGUAGCAGGUUUCGACUUGGUUGGGCAGGAAGACAAGGGUAGGCCUUUGGUGGACUUCAUACCUCAACUGUUGGAAAUAAAGAACACCACUCGCUUCUUUUUCCAUGCCGGAGAAACUAAUUGGGAAGGGGACACUGACAUGAACCUGUUCGAUGCUGUGUUAUUGGGCACCACCCGCAUAGGCCACGGUUAUGCCAUUGUAAAGCAUCCAGAGGUCUACCAAGUAGCCAAAGAGAGGAAAAUCGCUGUGGAAAUAAGUCCCAUAUCGAACCAGGUUUUAAAACUAGUCGACGAUUAUAGGAAUCAUCCUGCGGCUGCGUUGAUAGCCGACGGUUUCCCGGUGGUUAUAGCGUGCGACGACCCCUCGUUUUGGGGCUCGAAGGCGUUAAGUUAUGAUUGGUAUAUUGCCUUCAUGGCUUUCGGUUCUCGCGAUAGUGACCUAAGGUUAUUAAAACAAUUAGCCAUCAAUUCUAUUCUUUAUAGCUCACUGGAGGAUGAUGAACGGAGUGGUUUAUUAAAUGAAUGGGAGAAACGAUGGGAUCAGUUUCUAGAUGACAUUCUAGAAGUUAAAUUAAGUUACAGUAUAGAAACAAAUGAAAUCCUGUAAAAUAUAUUAAAAUAUGUUAACAUAUGAGCAGUAUUCGAUAAAAACUGAAGAUAUAAAAUUGUUGCAUUGUAAAUACUAAUGACGUUUAAAACAUGUUUUAUAUGUAAGUACUUUUGCACAAACAAUUUUGUGUUCAAAAAAGUAUUUCAUUUAGAUUCUUUCAGCCAAAUAUUACUAUGUAAUUAAAAUAACAAGUUACUUUGUUGAAAUAACAAAAUUUGUUUAUUGAAAUUACUUUUUUAUUAAUAUUUAAUUUAAAUAAGAAGGUGUUGCUAUUAU
Messenger RNA from Aethina tumida (small hive beetle), 1837 nucleotides. Its product is annotated as adenosine deaminase 2-like. NCBI's taxonomy places the organism in Eukaryota, Metazoa, Arthropoda, Insecta, Coleoptera, Nitidulidae. Bases 41 to 1558 code for a protein of 505 amino acids. The record is from RefSeq and is a predicted model, not a curated record. Gene Ontology annotation, molecular function: adenosine deaminase activity. Gene Ontology annotation, biological process: inosine biosynthetic process; adenosine catabolic process. The transcript has 2 exons.